Camelus dromedarius (Arabian camel) is the source of this 14115-nucleotide messenger RNA. RefSeq names its product DLEC1 cilia and flagella associated protein (gene DLEC1). Gene Ontology annotation, cellular component: cilium; cytoplasm. The record is from RefSeq and is a predicted model, not a curated record. Gene Ontology annotation, molecular function: tubulin binding. Bases 6258 to 11675 code for a protein of 1805 amino acids. NCBI's taxonomy places the organism in Eukaryota, Metazoa, Chordata, Mammalia, Artiodactyla, Camelidae. Gene Ontology annotation, biological process: negative regulation of cell population proliferation. The transcript has 39 exons.
GCGAGAGUGGAAUCCAGGCGGGGAGAGGAGGAGCCAGAGCCCAGGAGGCGGGGCGCCCAGGAGGAGGAGCCAGGACAGGGAGGCGGGGUGGGACACACCCAUAACCCAGGAAGAAGAUCUGUGGCAAAAGUCUGAGCCCAGAAAGCCGAUUGGGGCGGAGCUGGAGUCAAAGAGGUGAGAAGAACUCCAUAUGAAACUGUGCUGCCAGUGUGCUCGGGAACAGUGGGACCAUUCAUGCUGGGAGGCUGACUUCUGCUGUGCGUCAACCCAGGUGGCAUGUGACUAUACGUCUGGUUGUGGAGGGGCUGGAGGGCCUAGCAAGAGGCUUUGAACCAAACCACAGUUGCUGGAUUCUGCUCCCUCUGUCCUAAACAACCAGGGCUCUCGGUGGAGCCAACCCUGGCCAGGUAUGUAAAUUGCCCUCCUAAAAUCCAGCCCUUGGUCAGUUACUUCUGCAAGAUGCUCUGAGAACCUGGUGUCUCAUGGGGCGUUUGGUUGGCCCAGUUAGUGUGCAUGGAGGGCCACGUGUGCCCAAAGACCAGUUGUCUAAAGGUGGAGUUUCUGGCUUCUCACCACCCCAGCUGACCAUCCUGUGUUGGAUGUGGGUGUGAGGAUGGGUGUGGGGAGAGGAGGCUUCUGGGACGAUGGAUGAGACCUAGUGUCAGGGCCACGUGUGACCCUUAAGUCACUUCCCUUGGCCCUUCCACCACUAUCUCUCUAGAGGUCUGGGGAGGGGGAGGAUCAACCCAAGAAUGCUAACUUUCCAGAUUUGCUUUUGGGGCUGGCCCUGCCCAAAUCUCCUCCCCCAGAAAUGCAAAUCUAGGCCACCUUGGGUAGGACAAGGUUGAUUCUGCCCUCUCCUUGUUAGCAGAGCCCCUGUCCCAGGGCCAGGGGAUGAAGGGCUGUUUAAAUCUUGACUCUGCAGUUUCCCACUGUGAGACUUUGAAUGAAUCCCUUCAUUUUGGGGAGCUCUCUGUCAGGAGCUGCAGCCCUCCUCAGAAUCUGAUAACAGAUGUCAGUGACCUGGUACACAUGAGUGCUGCUGGCCGGGCACGUGCUGGAAACCCUUCUCCCCAUGGCUGUCCCCUGCCUGGCCUCCUCUACCAAGCCUGGUGGGCAUAGGGCCUGGCCUGUGGCUCUUGGUCUGAGGGUGUCCCCUGAUGCUUAUGAGGGCUGGAAAAGCCCAUCUGAGCUCCCUCCGGAGGGUCCUGUACCCAAGGCCAGAUGCAUCAGGUGGAAAAGUGAAGGCUGCAUCUCCCAAGGACUGGGGUAUGGCAAAGUGAGUGUGCACUGAUCAUGCCAGGCAGACACUACUGAGCGAGCAGGGAUCCAGCCUGCCAUGACGAUCUACAGGGUUUCUGGGCCCAGUGGUAAUGCCAGGACUCUGUGGGGUGAUUGGGGUUACUUUUCCAUAAUUAUAUUUGUGGGACUUUGUUUUGAGUUCAUUUGGGGAUGUAAUGUGAUGUUCCUUUCAGUGUGGACUAAGUCCCAGUGCUCACCCCCUCCCUUCCCUACCCCAUCCCACAGGCGGAGUCUUGUGCUCUUGGGGAAAAAUUCAGACCCUCAUCUGAGGGAGGACGCACAGCCCAGGCCAACCGAGGGAGGAGGCACACUUAAGGAGGGUCUAAACUAAGGAAGACACUGAUAUGCUAUGUUACUUAUUCACCAAAUAUUUCUUGAGCACCUGUUGUGUGCCAGGCACUGUUCUCGAGGCUUGGGAAUCUUCAGGGAACAAGAUGUACCCCAAACUCCCACCCACAUGGAGUUUAAAUUCUAAUGGAAAGAAAAGAGACACUGUAAUAAAUGUAAGGAGUGAAUUGUGUAGCAUAUUAGAAGAUGCAAGAACAGUUUAAAAAUAGGGUUCAGAAAUUCAGGAACGGGAGAGGGCUAAAGUUAAAAGGUCAGGCUGGGUCUUACAGGGAAAGUGACAUUUGAGCAGAGACUUACAGGACAGGAGAGAGGGGGCCAUUCAGAGAUAUUUUGGGAAGAGGAUUCCAGGCAGAGGGGAGGCAGUGCCCAGGCCCUGAGGCAGGACUGUGUCUGGUGUAUUGGAGCUGGUGUGGCUGGAACAGAGGGAGCGAGGGGGAGGGGUAUGAGAGAGGCCGAGAGGUAACAGGGACCAAGUCCUGCUGGGCCUUCUAAGUGUGUCUACUUCUACUAGGGGAGAAGUGGGGAGCACUUGGAAGUUUUCAAGUCAAGGAGGGACAGGAUCUGACUCACAUUUUAAAAGAAUCACUCUGGCUGCUGGCAGGGGGAGUGUCAUGAAGGGACAAGAGUUGAAGCAGGGAGCCCAAUGAAGAGGCUCUUGCAAUAAUUCAGGUGAAAAUGGACAGUGGGUCAGACCCUGGUGAUAGAAGUUGGGGUCAUGAGAAGCGGGAGGAUUCUGGAUUCAUUUGGAUGGGAGAGGCAGCAGGAUUGACCGGUGGGAGCUGUGAAAGGCAGGGAGCUGUGAAAGGCAGUGACUGUAGGUUUUUGGCUUGCGCCGCUGGAAGGAGGGAGAUCCCAGAAGCUGGCAUGGGGGAGGCUAGGGGAGAGAAGACUCUGCUGUGGACACACGUUUGAGGUGCCUUCAGACAGCCAAGUGAGAUGUCACAUAUGAGAUGGAUGCACAAGUCUGGGAUUUUAGAGAUGUGGACUGAGGAUAAAAUUUGGGACAUGGUUCAAAACAUUUUUAAAAUGUUCAUAAGCCCUCACAUAGAGCUGGUGGGAGUCUACUCUGGGAUAAUCUUUCUGGGGUGGCAAUCUAGCGAUAUCUCAGGUAUUAAAAUGUACAUAUGCUUUGGCCAGGCAAUUUGUGUUCUGUGAUAUCAUCUGUAUUCUAUGUACAGAAAUGUAGUACAAGGUGAGGUUCAUUAGCAGGGACCUGGUUAAAUAACUUACAAUAUUUCCAUACAGUGGGUUCCCCUGCAUCUUCAUACAAAAACAAAAACAAAACAAAAAAAUAGUGCUCUAUGCGUUGCUGUGAGAAAAAGCAAAUUGCAGGGCAAUAUAUAUACAAUAUAUUUAAUGCGUAAUAUAAUGUCAUUUGUGCUUUCUAAAAAUUAAAAAAAAAAGAUUUGUAGUUAUUGGUGUUCGUUCAGGCAGAAACUAACUAGAAGGAUACAGGAAUAAUCCAAGGAAAGAGACUGACAGGAGGACACUUACUUUUUAUUUUUUAUGUCCUAUCUGAAUUUUAUUUUUACCAUGGUGACUUUUGAAAUCUAAAAGCAAAAAUCUUUUGAAAUAUAACUUUUGAAAUUUAAAAGCAAAAAAAAAAAAAGUAAAGGCCAAAAAUGUGUGUGGGAACACAGAGAUAAACAGACAAAAAAUCUGGUCUACAGAACAGGUUAUGAAAUGAAAAAGGCAGCUCAAGAAAUUCCCUUGGUGCUAACAACAAUGUCCUCAGAGGUGAGGGAGCUGGAGCCCUUUGUUACUGGUGCAGGGUUGGAGCCAUUCAUUUAUUCAGUUAGUCACAGAGCAAACAGAAACUGGUUACUGGGCACAGUGGAAUCAGGGGUAAAUCCAGCCCAACAGGCAGAGAGAGUCUGGUAGCAGAGGGAGACCAGGGUGGAGAUGGGGGAGGCAGAGGCAAGGGCGAGCGAGGGAUGAGAGUGUGUCCUUAAGAGGGAAUGGGCAGCAGCAGGGACCGCUGAAAGGUCAAGGAAGAUGAGCAUAGAGGAGGACCUGGAGGUUUGCUGGAGACCUUGGCCUGGACAGAGCACAAGGGGCUAAAGCCAGAGGGUGGAAGGGGUAAUAGAAAAAGGGGACACCUCUCCCAGACUGGGUCAGAUUCCCCGUGACCUUCUCUGAGGCUGUUUGGAGGCAGGAUAUAGAGGACAAAAGUGAUGGCAAGAAUCCAUUGUCCUGCCCUUCCCUAGGGUAGGGAAGGGAGCCAGAGGGCCUCCACAAGACCACCCAGUUUGGGCAGGCCCACUCCUAACACUAGAGCAAUGGAGGCCCCCAGACUGUUCUCCUUCUCCCCUGGCCAUCACUCCUUCCUGCAUCGUGGGGGGCCUUGCAUGCACGUGAACAAUGGGACAAACCAGCCCACUUGCCCAAGCUCCCUCCACCUCCACCUCCCGCCAACAUUACCCGUUCGUGCACGCACUGGUCAGCAAUGGGAGGAAGGCCUGAAACAAGCGGCCUACACAGGGUAAAUGAGCCCUGUAAAUGGACUCAUGAUGUCUGGGCAGGCAUAGGGCAUGUCACACUGGCCUUGUCGCCUCCUCAAUCUGGAGCAGGCUGCAGCUCAAGGGAGUCAGAGCAGGAUCCUCCCAAGUACACAGACCAGAACAGGGACUCUGGCUUCCCAGCUCUGAGGGUGGAAGAGACCUUGGAAAUUAUAAAUGAGGGAGCCAGGCCCAAUCAAGGGAAGUGGAAGUGGUCCAGGUCUGUGGGCGAGCAUCCCUGGCCUCAUCUCAGGAAGUGGCUUUCAGGCUAUAAGGCACACAGAACUCACCCCAGCAGUAAAAAGUGGCUGCUAGUAUCACUUGUGAGCAGAAGCCACACGGUGCCAAGGAUGACAGUCCAUGUGAUGUCAGGUUGCUGCAGUAGACAAGUAUAGGCCUUGCCCUGUCUCAGUGGGUGAUCUCAUCACCCACCUGCUCACACACCCAGGACAUUUGGGAGUCAUUCUUGGCUCUUCUCUCUCACUCUUGUCAUCCAUUAGUGAGCCUUGUUAAUCCUACCUUUCAGAUCUAUCUCCAGUCAGUUCCUCUCACUCGAAUCCCAGUGCCCUCCAUCCCUGUCCUAAACCCUGCAGGAGUUUCCUCAUCGAGUUCCCUGAUGCCCUGUCCAAGUCUGUUCUCACACAGCAACCAGAGUGAUUGCCGUAAAACACAGAGCUGACCAUGACACCCCCAGCCUAAGAUCCUUGAUGGUCCUCCUACUGUUCUCAGAAUAAAGUUUAAAUUCCCUACUGUUGCUAACAAACCCAUUCAUGAUCUGGCCCUUUCCUAGCUGUGUCCUCAGCUCUCUGUGUUCCACCCCUGAGCUUCUUACAUUUAUUUCCUCCCAGCAGUACACUCUCCCAGCUUUAGCACAAUGGGGGGGGGGGGCGUUUUCCUUCUCUCCUGGCUUACUCCUCAUUCUUUUUCCUUUUUUUUCCCACUUAAAAAUUAAAGUAUAAUUUAUGUACAGUUAAAUUCACCCUUUAUCAUGUACAGUCCUGUGAGGUUUGACAAACCCAUAGUUUUGUAACCACCACUGCAAUCAAAGUAUAGAACAGAUCCAUCACCCCCCAAAAUUCCCUCAUGCUCCUUUGGAGCCAGCACUAGUGCCCAUCGCCAGCUCCUGGUAGCCCCUGAUGUGUUUUCAGGUUUGCACUUUAUAUAAAUGGAUGUCCUAUAAAUGGAAUCAUUCAGUAUGUGUGUGUCACCUUUUGAGAAUGGUUUCAUUUACCUCGUACAAUGCAUUUGAUACUCAUCUAUGCUGUUGUGUGUAUCACUAGUCUUGUGUGUUUCAUCUUUUUUUGUUGAGAGUGUUCCAUUGUACAGAUGUACCACAAUUUAUUUAUCCUUCCACCAGUGGGUAGGACAUUUGGUUUUUUUUUCAGUUUUGGGAAAUUAUGGAUAAAGUUGCUAUAGACAUUUUUGUAAAGGGUUUUGUGUGCACAAACGUUCUCAUUUCACUUGGAAAAGCACCUAGGAGUGGAACUGCUGUAUGUGAAACUUUAUAAGAAACUGCCAAACUGUUUUUUUCAGAGCUGCUAUACUAGUUUGUAUUCCCAUUGCAAUAUAUGAGAAUUUGAAUUGCUCCACAUCCUCACCAGGAUCCAUUUGGUUCAUUCACCCAUUCAUUCAAUUUCUUGACAUUCUACUAGUGUGUAGUGGUGCUGCAUUGUAGUUUUAGUUUCCACUUCCUUGAUGACUAAUGACGGUGAGUCUACUUAUUCUUUGAAAUCUCUGCUUGGUCUUCUACCAAAAAAACCCACUGUACGCCCUCCCUCUGUAGACUAAGUUCCUGUCCUUUGUGGUUCCAUGACAACCAAUAUUUAUCUCCAUCUUGGCCUUAACCCACUAAUUAAUAACUGUUGAACAAAUUAGAGAAUGGACAGUUGAAGGUAAGUAGGAAGAAGCUUUUGCAAUCAGACUGGCCUGGCUGUGCCAAUUAACCUUUUCUCCACUGGUGCCUCACACUAAGCUUAUCGUGGUAAACGCGAUACUGCUGUGCGAAUGUAUGUGAUGAUGACGAAUUGACAGCACCUUGGAAAAAGGCAAAGCGGAAGAGGCCGGCCGGAAGCGGAAGUGCGGCGCUGAGUUAUCGGUGUCUCAGUUGCCAUGGAGACUGGAAGGGGCGACCGGCAGCCGGCGGACUCUGGGUCUUACGCGUUCGCCGGGGCAACGUGGACCCCAACCCAGCGUCUGGCCCGGACUCGCAGCCCCAGCCAGUCCACCCGGCUGUCCUCCCUCGCCUACUCCGAGUCCUUCCACUACGGCUUCGGGGGCCGGCCCCGCCGCGUCUCGCCGCUCGCGCCCUCGCCGCUCCCCGAGCCUCACCUGCUGCGUCUGCGCCCCACCUCGCUGCGCACCCAGGACAUCUCGUACUUGCUCACCGGCAUCUUUCGCAAUUUGUACACCGCUGAGGUAAUCGGCGAGGAGGUGAGCGCGAGUUUGAUCAAGGCCCGCGGCAGCGAGGAUGCGCGGCACGAGGAGUUCGUGGACCAGCUGCAGCAGAUUCGGGAGCUCUAUAAGCAGCGGCUGGAUGAGGUUGAAAUGUUGGAGAGACACAUCAUUCAGGCCCGCGCACGGGCCCUUGCAGAGAAAGAGCGGGCCAUGCACCAGGCCAAAGUACAUGUCCUUGAGCACUUCAUCAAGAUGCCUCCAGUGAAGACUAUCUUCAGACGGUGUGUGGACAAUGAACUGCUACAGAAACAUCACUUGAUCUGCCCAGACGAUUACUACAGCGAUACAGUGCCAUUUUGCUCUGCACCUAAAGGCAACUUUGUCCCUGGAUACUCAAAACCGACAUUUAGUUGUGAACAACGUUUCGCCCCAAAGAAAGAGCUGACCAAGAAACUGGCAUGCCGGAAGAUGCGCUCUCAGUCCGAAGACGAGCUGGACUUCACUAUGGACAGCCUGACGUGGGCCUCAUCUUUCAGGGCCAAACUCAGGUCCAGAGAAACUGUCAAGAAAACAGGUUCACAAAAGAAUAAAAGAUGGAUGAACCAUUUACGGGUGCCACAGAGGCAGCAGGAGCGGCUUCUGCUCGCCAGGAUGGAGAGUCGGAACCGCUUCCUGAAAAACCCUCGCUUUUUCCCCCCUAACACUCCGUAUGGGGGCAAGUCUCUUCUCUUUCCUCCGAAGAAGCCGGCACCAACAGGACAGUCCCAGAAUGGAGAGCUGGAACAGAGUUGUGCUGACACUCCAGUGUUUCUAGCCAAGCCAUCAAUUGGAUUUUUCACAGAUUAUGAAAUUGGGCCAGUUUAUGAGAUGGUGAUCUCGCUGCAGAACACCACGUCGACCAGCCGCCACGUGCGAGUCAUCCCACCAUCCACACCGUACUUUGCACUGGGAUUGGGAAUGUUCCCCGGAAAAGGUGGAAUGGUGGCUCCCGGGAUGAGCUGCCAGUAUACUGUCCAGUUUUUUCCUGACUGUCUUGGGGAUUUCGAUGAUUUUAUUUUAGUGGAGACCCAAUCAGCCCACACGCUCCUGAUCCCCCUGCAGGCCCGGAGGCCACCCCCAGUGCUGACAUUGUCUCCGGUGCUGGACUGUGGUUACUGCCUCAUUGGGGGAAUGAAGAUAACCAGAUUCGUCUGCAAAAACGUGGGCUUCAGUGUGGGCAAGUUCUGCAUAAUGCCGAAAAAGAGCUGGCCGCCGCCGAGCUUCAGAGCUGCUGCAACUGUUGGCUUUGUCGAGCAGCCUCCCUUUGGAAUCCUCCCGUCGGUGUUUAAGCUGGCCCCUGGCCAGGCCGUGUUCAUGGAGGUCUUGUUCCUCCCAACCAGCCUAGGAAAGGCAGAGCAGACCUUCGUCAUCGUGUGUGACAACUGCCAGAUAAAGGAGGUGGUGACCACAGGAGUUGGGCAGCUGGUUGCUUUGGAUCUGAUCUAUAUUUCUGGUGAAAAAAGCCAGCCAGAGCCAGGAGAGCUCACAGACUUAACAGCCCAGCAUUUCAUACGCUUUGAGCCUGAAAACCUCCAGUCCACGGCCAGCAAACUCCUGAUUAUUAAAAAUGCCACGCUCCCCCAUGGGAAGGGUCUGAAGGCUGACCUGGCCACUCCCUGCUCCUGGGUCCUUUCCUGCUCACCCCAGGGGCCCGGCCAGGCCAGGCAGGGGUGGGAGCGCCUGGUCCUGACAGAGAAGAGACAUGGCCUUGGAUCCACUGCCAACUGUCAAAGUUGCCCCCACAGUCACGUGGAGCUGGCCUUCCACUGGCAGAUCAUGAAGCCCAACCUGCAGUCCCUCAUGCCUGGAGAAGCGUACAGCACAGACAGCAUCCAGUACCACCCCGACCGCGAGACCGCCUUCUCCAUCACGCCUGAGAGGGGUGUGCUCAACCCCCACGCGGACCACGAGUUCAUCUUGAGCUUUUCUCCUCGUGAGCUGAGGAAUUUUCACAGUGUGUUCCAGAUGGUGCUAGAGGAAGUCCCAGAGCCCAUGAGCUUGGAUUUGGAAAACCUGAAGGAUCCCUCAUACUCUGUGGAUGAUGUGAUUGUCCUGGAAGUCGAGGUGAAAGGCUCAGUAGAACCUUUCCAGGUUCUCUUAGAACCGUAUGCCCUCAUCAUCCCCGGGGAGAACUACAUUGGCAUAAACGUGAAGAAAGAUUUUAAGAUGUGGAACAACAGCAAGUCGGCCAUCAGAUACACGUGGGGCAAGAUCAGUGACUGCCACAUCAUUGAAGUGGAGCCCUGCACAGGGACCAUUGAGCCCAGCGAGGUCGAGGAUUUUGAGUUGAGCUUCACUGGGGGUGUCCCCGGCCCGACCAGCCAGAACCUACUGUGUGAAAUCAAAGACUCCCCGUCGCCUGUGGUGUUGCACAUCAAGGCAGCCUUUAAGGGGCCUGCCCUCGUCAUCGACGUCUCAGCCCUGCAGUUUGGUUUGCUGCGGCUGGGCCAAAAGGCCACCAGCUCCAUCCAGAUUCAGAACGUCAGCCAGCUCCCGGCCACGUGGUACCUGAGGGAGAGCCGCGUCUGCCUGGGAGAACGGCAGGCGGGUGUGUCUCCCUUCGACAUCGAGCCCUCGAGUGGCCUGGUUCCGUCGCUGGGGAAGUGCAGAGUGAACAUCACCUUGGAGGCCCUUCACUGCCAGCGUCUGCAGUCUGUCCUGGAGCUGGAGGUGGUCAACGGAGCCUGGAGCUACCUUCCUGUGUAUGCCGAGGUGCAGAAGCCCUACGUGUACCUGCAGAGCAGCCGGGUGGCUGUCACAGACCUCUACCUGGGCGUGCCCGCUAAGGCGACUGUCACUCUCAUCAACGGCACGCUCCUGCCCACUCGGUUCCACUGGGGCAAGCUCCUGGGUCUCCAAGCAAGCUCCUGCACGGUAAAAGUCUCCCCCAGACGUGGCACCCUGGGCCCCAGUGAGGAGCGCCAGCUCAGCCUGGAGUUGACCACUCAUACCCAGGAAGAGUUGACAGAUCUGGCCCUCCCUUGUAACGUGUCGGGCAUGAAGGAACCACUGGUUCUGGGCAUUUCUGGGAAACCCCAGGGACUGCAGGUGGCCAUUGCCAUCUCUACAGAGGACCCUGACAGCAGUGUUCCCAGCACAGAGCUGCAGCCAGGCCACCCAGAGAAGCUCCUCCUGGACUUUGGCUCGACAGUCCCGCUGAGGACCUGCGUGAACCGUUGGCUCACCCUGACCAAUUGCUCCCCAAUCCAGACCCCUUUCACCCUCACGUUUGAGUACUUCGGGAGCCCACCAAACAGCCUGAGCCAAAAGCCCAGCCUCCCCAACAUGCCUCCUGUCCUGCUGAAGACGGCGCGGAUGCGGGAGCUUCUGGCCAAGCGAGAGCAGCUGGAGUUUAUGGAAAGCAUGUUGUCUCACGGAAAAGGAGCUUCCUUCUUCCCCCACAUCUCCCAGGGCGUGCUGGGGGCCCACCAGCAGCUCGGCAUCAACAUCACAGCCUGUGCGAACAUGUGGGGCGAGUACUGGGACAACCUCAUCUGCAUGGUGGGAGACCUGCCUCCAACAGUCAUCCCGGUGCACAUGGCGGUGGUGGGCUGCCCCAUCAGCUCCCUGAGGACCACCUUCUACACUACUGACCAGUUCCAGAAGGAGCCUGUCAUCAGGUUCGGCACCCAGGUGUCUGGAGGAGACACAGUCACCCGGAUCCUGCGCCUGAAUAAUUCCAGCCCCUGUGACAUCCGCCUGGACUGGGAGACCUAUGCGCCAGAAGACAGGGAGGACCGGCUGCUGGAGCUGCUGGUGUUUUAUGGGCCGCCCUUCCCGCUGCGGGACCAAGCUGGGAACGACCUCCUGUGCCCUGAGACGCCUGAGAGCAGCAGCUCCUGGUCACCAAGUCCCUCCGACACCUCCGACUCCAGCCACAAGGCUGCCCAGUCUGCCGAGGGCAGUUCCAGUGGCAGUGUCCCACAGAAGGUCAUCUCAGUCAUCCUGCAGGGGCACGAGGGGGUGCCCUCUGACCACUUGUUCUCCAUCAGCCCCAAGCAGGUGGUGGUCCCUGCCGGGGGCAGCAGCACCAUCCACAUCUCCUUCACCCCUGUGGUCCUUGGGCCCGAGGUCCUGCACAAGGUGGAGUGUACUGGCUACGCCCUGGGCUUCAUGAGCUUGGACGAUGAGGUGGAGAGAGAGCUUCCAGGGAGGCGCCGCCGCCUGCAGGACUUUGCUGUGGGACCCAUGAGGCUGGACCUGCACAGCUACGUGCGGCCCGCACAGCUGAGUGUGGAGCUGGACUACUGCGGCAGCAUGGCUUUCCGGCACCAGGCCAGUGACCUCAUCCCCGAGCAGCCCUGUUCUGGGGUGCUGAGUGAGCUGGUGACCACGCACCACCUGAAGCUGACCAACACCACAGACAUCCCACACUACUUCCGGCUCCUGGUCUCCAAGCCCUUCUCCGUUUCUCAAGAUGGGGCGAGCCGCAGCCGCAGGCCUCCUGGGCCCGGCUGGAAGCAGGAGUGCGAGGAGGAGACGGAGGCAGCGGGCCCACAGCUGGUGCUCUUCCCACAGGAGAACAUGCUGGUGAACGUGUCCUUCUCGCUCUCACUGGAGCUGCUCUCCUAUCAGAAGCUCCCAGCUGACCAGAUGCUGCCUGGAGUGGCCAUUCAGCAGAGCGCGAGUGGAGAGAAAGAGAUGGUGUUUACUCAGAAUCUGCUUCUGGAGUAUAGCAACCAGACCACUCAGGUGGUGCCUCUGCGGGCCAUUGUGGCCGUGCCUGAGCUGCAGCUCUCCACCAGCUGGGUGGACUUCGGGACCUGCUUUGUGAACCAGGCCCGGGUCCGGGAGGUCUAUCUGAUGAACCUGAGCGGCUGCCGGAGCUACUGGACCGUGCUGACCGGCCAGCAAGAGCCAGACAAGGACCCUGUGGCCUUCAGGGUCUCCCCAUGCAGUGGGCUGCUGGAGGCACGAGCAGUCCACGCCCCGCCCACCUCCAUCACACUCAAGCUGUCCUUCACUGCCAGGAGCUGUGAGCUGUACGAGUCCACGCUCAUGGUGGAAGGUGUGCUUGGUGAGAGUUCCUGCACCCUGCGGCUCCGCGGCCAAGGCUCCUACGAUGAGAGAUACGCGUCCCCCUGCCAGUUCUGAGGCUCCACCCUCCGCCCGCAAAUAAACAUGGCCCAGGACUAAGGAACAGGUCUGCUGGCCGGGACGCCCCCUGGAGGGCCUCUGAGCAGCUCCUGGGAUGGAGGGACCCCCUACCAGGCCCUAUGUCCUCAGCUGCUACAAGGGUAGGUCGUACCCCUGUGGAGCCCGCGGCAGUUAAGGAUCAGUAUUCAGGUCGAGCAGAGGCAAGCACAGCACAGCAAGAACUGGCCCCUUGGGAAAAACCACGGCUGCUGAGACAAGGUGACACAUUUACUAUGUCCACUGCACUCCCCAUCCCCAGGCAGUACACGGGCGACCUUCCUCUGUCCUAGCAAGAGGGGCCUCAUACCUCCCCGGCUCCUGCAUUGUUGGCUGAAGUGCCUUGAUUUGCCCCCACCUCCAGUGCUCAAUUUCCCAGGUGUCACUUCUGCAGUGUGGCCGCCAGAGCACUGGGUAGCACCUGGAGCCUGGGCUCCAGGGUACUCAGUUCCCAGGGUACUCGAAGACAGCGGCGGCUCCCAUGCCGGUCCCGAUGCACAUGGACACCACCCCGUAUGCCCUGUGGAAGCAUAACGUGUUGGUUGGGUGAAGGCACGAAGGGCAGAGGCCCAGCCACCAUGCUCUUUCCGGACCAGGCUGAUCUGGGGGGACCCAGGCCUUCGUGGGCACAGAGGCGGCCAGACCCCAGGGCCUGCCUGCCUGGGCACACGCACAGGGUGGCAGAUGCUAGCUGCACGCCAGGGUCCCCCGCACAGCUGGCUCUCGGGGAAAACAGGCAUCACGCCCUGUCCCCUCAGCUGUGUGUGUGGGUGCAGGCAUGUCCCCCUCCCUCUGACACCCCCACGGGAGUGGCCUCACCUCUUCCCGCGGCGCUUCAGCUCGUUGAGCAGCGUGAUGACCUGUCGCGCCCCAGUGCAGCCCAGCGGGUGGCCCAAGGCCACGGCCCCUCCCAGAGGGUUCACCUUCUCAAGGGGUAGUUUCAGCUUCUCCACACAGUAGACGGCCUGGAAGAAGACGGAGCAGUAGCUGUAGCCCCCCCUCCCCAGCGCACUGGCUCUAACUGGGCAGCCCAGGCAGUGUGGUGCAGCAAAGGCUCACCUGACUGGCAAAGGCCUCAUUGAUCUCGAAGAUGUCCACGUCAUCCACCAUCAGCCCUGUAGGUAAAGUGGGGGAGACCUAAGCUGUCCCAGUGGCCCCUUUGCAGCCUGUCUCCCCGGGGCCCCACCCCAUCCAUGGCCUGGGGGCUGUCUGGUGUGUCUGUUCCAGAGGGGUCAGUGGCUCCCCACUGUCGGGUCAGGAAGGGACGGGGUACGGGGUGCUCGCCUGCCCCACCCUCACUCUGCAGCACUCACAGCCCCCCACCCCCGCCUCUGGCAGCAGCACGCAAGGCAAGAGUUCGAUCCAGAUCCCUAGAUCUGGGUGAUCUAGGGUGUGAAGGAGCCACCUUACCUGCUUUUUGCAAAGCUACAGGGAUGGCAUAGGCAGGUCCAAUGCCCAUGAUGUCAGGCGGGACCCCAACCACUGCAUAGGACCUCAGGACACCCAGGAUGGGAAGGCCCAACUCUUCUGCCUUGGACCUCCGGGCCAACAGGAUAGCAGCUGCCCCGUCACUCACCUGGCUGGAGUUCCCUGGAGGGAAAGCAUAGCGUUAAGGAGGCCCGACGGCAAAGCUGAGGCGGUCCAGACCCUCCACCUGCACCUUGCCUGGUGGCUCCAGGCUCCCAGGGGAGGACACCCAGCAUGGAAGCAGCCCCUAGCCCAGUCUCACCAGCCGUAGUCGAGCCCCCCUUCUUGAAGGCGGGCUUUAGUUUGGCCAGGCCCUCCAAGGUGGUGCUGGGGCGGAUGCCCUCAUCCUGGGCCACAGUGAUGGUCCUCUCAGUGCCCGUGUCGUCAUGGACUGUGGUGGUCACAGGCACGAUCUCGGCUUGGAAACAGCCCUUGCUCUGGGCUCUGGCUGCCCUGCCAGCACCAUGGACAGCCAGGCUCAGGCUCCCGUGGGGUUAUCUUCCUUCCUGGGGUCCCUCCCUGAAGCCCCACGCCCUGCCCUUUGGGGAAGACAUGCAAACUUAGGCUACUAAAGUUGGGAACAUGCUCACCUUGGGGGAGCCCUACUACCUGCCUGCCCUGGGGGGUGGCAGGGAGCCCCCAUGGCUUUCCAGGGCCUUCUUGGCCAGCACACUCAGAUCAUCAGAUCCUGGCUGAUCCCAGUCUCAAAGGGGAGGGAGAGGAUUGAAAGUGAGGGCGCCCCUUGGAGCCCUUCACCCAAGAGGGACUAAGCCAAACUGAGGAUGGAGCCCCAGGAAGAUUUGGGCUGGGUUCUGCCAACUUUUCUGUUCGAUCCCACCAGCUAGAUUCCAUCUGUUCCCCACGUUUCCACUUAUUUAAAAUGACAAUAUUAACUACUUGAUGAAUCUUAGAAUUAAACAGUGUAAAAGUACAA